UUGUGUGCAGACGUGUUUUUGCUCGUGCGACUGAAGUCGUAGACGCCAGAAAAAAUAGUUGGUCAGCUGUGAAUUUUUAGCUUAGUUGCACUAAAAUAAGUGCAAAUUGAAUUAGAGCGAUCAAAUCACGCCACAAGAUGGCGGACGACGAACAAUUCUCGCUGUGUUGGAAUAAUUUCAACACGAACCUUUCUGCUGGAUUCCAUGAAUCCUUAAUACGGGGUGAUUUAGUAGACGUCACGCUGGCAGCCGAAGGUCAACUUGUCAAGGCACAUCGACUCAUUCUGUCAGUAUGCUCACCUUACUUUCGGAAGAUGUUCACCCAAAUGCCGGCCAACCAGCACGCAUUCAUUUUCCUAAAGGACGUUAGUCAUUCAGCACUGAAGGAUCUCAUCCAGUUCAUGUACUGCGGAGAGGUGAAUGUAAAGCAAGAUGCUCUUCCUGCGUUUAUUAGUACGGCGGAGGCGCUGCAAAUUAAAGGACUGACUGAAACGGGAGAAAGCGCGCCUGCGAAUGCGUCGCCCGCCAAAGAAACCUCUCACCUGCCCUCUAGUGGGAUGACGACUGUACCCUCGAAUGCGUCAUCUCCAAGAUUAAAACCACUGCAGCGGAGUCGGAUUCAUUCGUACAAGCUCGAUUCAGAUGAUGGAAGCGACCACGAAAAAGUAGUACAAAUUACCGCCACCUCCACCCCAGCCACUGCUAGCAGUAGUAGUGGACCGAGUGCUACUCUCGUUGCCACACAAGUAAGUGCAGCGCCACAGCAAGUGCAAAUUUUGCAAACACAAUCGUCACAGAAACGAACGCUUCAGCAAAGAACCUCGAUCACACCGCAAACGGCUCAGAUCAUGAAACGUGCUAAAUUGUCUGAUCCGCUGGAAGCUGUCGUUGAGUCGGCACCCCAAAUCCAAACCGUUCAAAUUGUUAAGCAAAUCACCCCCCAAACACAGCAACCCUCGUCGGAUCCGGAAUAUGUAGAAAUGCCUAUCGAAACAAUCAAUCCUAAAGCCGAACCGGAAUACGCUGAUGAUCCCUCGGAGGUAGAAGCGAUAGAAGCGGACAAUGAACAGGAACAGACUCUAGCGGAACAUGAAACAGCAGAACAGGACCAGGAAGCUGAUGAUUCGGCUCAUUACGUUGAAGAUGAAACCUAUGGUGAUAUGAGCAAGUAUGAUGAAACUUAUUUCACGGAAGGAGACGAUGCUAAAGCCGGCGCUUCAGGAUAUGGCAGCGAGUCCUAUGUAGAAGGUGGCGCAGCAGCCGACCAAGCAGCACAAGGUACUAUGAAAUGUAUGGAAACAGAGUUGCAUUACGACAGCGGAGAUAUAUAUUUUGUCCCGAGUCGCAGAGGAAAUCCGAAAAUGAUGAUUCACGGAUACACGUACGUUCGUAAUAGUGUGAAUUCCGCUAAAACCUAUUGGAUUUGCUCGGCUCGUAGACUAAAAUGCCGUUCAAGAGCGAUUACCUAUAAGGGAACCAAACGCAUAACAGUUAGCACUCAAGCCCACAAUCAUUUGCCAUCGCUGAAAUAAGGUCACUAUUGCUAUUUUUGAAUCAUCACAUAAUAUUAACUGGGGAAACCGUGCAAUAGGAAAAGCCUAUUUGUAUUCCGGUGUUCAAUAGUUAAGCAGCCUUUAAGUUGGCACUAGCACUAGCACCGCGUUUGUCCUGUACACUAACAGCUAGCUACGAAUAAAUACAGAAGGUCACGCUCCACUAACGAAAUGUAGCACUGAGACUUUGAUUUGGUUGCAGCAAUAGUCAGGCAAAAUCUUCCCACACUUUUUAAGGAUUUUUGAAAAUAUACAGUGGAAUAUAUCAGUUAAGAUUAAAUAUAGGCUAUACCUCUUCAAUCAAUUGUUAACUUCGGGAAGCUCCCAUCAUUAUAUAGUGCCCAAUGUAUACAUGAAUGGUGAAAAUUGUUAGUGCGAUUUUUCAAAACCUUCAUUAUUACCUCUAACAAAGGCGUAUUGUAUGUUGUUGCUACUUUCUGUAAACUAUGUUAAAUAAUGACUGCUAUCGUAGAUGGAUUGAUUUAGGAUCCAGAUCAUUUCAAUUGUAUUAUUAAACAAGUAAACCGUUUUAGUGCCACUGCAAAGUCUUACCCGGAUUAUAAGGACAGAUGGAAGCUACUGUUUCAGAUAUGAAUUAUAUUAAUAUUACAUAACGAACAUUAUGCUUUUAAUGAAUUUAGGUCGAUAGUAAGCAUAUUGACUCGAAGAAACCUCGUAGAAUAUGAUUGCUAUGACUCUACGUAAAGGUUCAAAGGUUCAAUACAGUAAUAUUAAACAAAGACGUAUAGUGCUCAAAAGUCGACCCUUAUCAAAAUUAGCAAAUUUCUCAAACCCUGGUUGCAUCAAUAAAAUGGUUUAAGUGAAUUAAACAUAUAUAAUAUUAUUUUAAAAUCGGCGAUGUCCCCGGGGGCCAGGAUCUAAUAAGUUAAAGUCGAUAUAACAGAUCUUCAUUUGUCAUCAAUUUGAAAGUUAGCCAGUAAUCAAAAUAUAGUUUCAAUCUUUCGGAAUGGAAUGGAUUGACGGUUCUGCUAUUAGUAAUGGUUUUGUGUUUCCUCUAAGCAACAUAUGACUGUGCGUUGUGUGUUUUUAAUUAGCUAGCAUCUAACAGCUUAUAUUGACUUAUACAAUCAUGGGAUGUGUACUUAAAAAUACCUUAAAAAAGCGGCAUUAGGUACUUUUUGUAAUAGACAUUUAAAAAAUUAACGUAAACCUAAGUUU
This is a messenger RNA of Sabethes cyaneus, 2732 nucleotides long. RefSeq names its product modifier of mdg4-like. Bases 138 to 1532 code for a protein of 464 amino acids. The transcript is spliced from 6 exons. Lineage: Eukaryota; Metazoa; Arthropoda; Insecta; Diptera; Culicidae. Gene Ontology annotation, cellular component: nucleus. Gene Ontology annotation, biological process: regulation of transcription by RNA polymerase II. The record is from RefSeq and is a predicted model, not a curated record. Gene Ontology annotation, molecular function: DNA binding; protein binding.